AUGGAAGCGGACGGUUUCGUGUCCCGGCGAACGUCCGUGGAAACACCGGGCGUCGACAGCCGGGUCUCAGGCGCUGCAGCCGGGACAGAGUUUCGAUGGCUGGGCGGCAGGCUCCUGGAAGCCACGGGAGGAUUUGUUGGGUCUUUUUCUCCGAGAAUGGCAGGGGAGCCGGACUUUUCCUCGAUGUUGCAUCGAGCAACUCCGGAGACCUCGACCUCCGUGGAGCCAGAAAUAGACUAUGAAGGGCUGCCUCAUGGAGCAGCCACCAGCACUCACAUGCUGGCAGGAGCCGUGGCUGGAAUCAUGGAACACUGCCUUAUGUACCCAAUCGACUGUGUCAAGACCCGCAUGCAGAGCCUGCACCCCGAGCCGGGAGCGCGCUACAGGAACGUGAUGGAUGCCUUGCGGCAGAUUGUGCGGACUGAAGGCGUGUGGCGGCCGAUCCGAGGUGUGAAUGUGCUGGCAGUGGGGGCGGGGCCUGCCCAUGCGCUCUACUUUGCCUGUUACGAAAAGAUCAAGUUUUCACUCAGUGACGCCAUUCACCCUGGGGCCAACAGCCACUUUGCAAAUGGCUUGGCGGGCUGCAUGGCCACAGUGCUGCACGACGCGACCAUGAACCCAGCUGAAGUUGUGAAACAGAGAAUGCAGAUGUUCAACUCUCCUUACCGUGGUGUGAUUGACUGUGUAAGGUCUUUGUGGAGGACCGAUGGCCCUGCUGCUUUCUACCGCAGCUACACCACCCAGCUGACCAUGAACGUGCCCUUCCAGGCACUCCAUUUCAUAACCUAUGAGUACCUCCAGGAGCUCCUCAACCCCCACAGACAGUACAACCCCUCCUCUCAUGUUGUAUCAGGGGCGCUGGCUGGAGCCCUGGCCGCCGCUGCCACCACUCCGCUCGAUGUCUGCAAGACCCUCCUCAACACACAGGAGGCUCAGGCCAUACAUGUCAUCCAGGCUGAGGCUGCAACAGCAGCCGGAGCGGUUGGAGCAGCCACUGCCUCGGCCUCUGGCAGCCGCCACAUCACUGGUCUUGGCGAGGCUUUUCGGACGGUGUACAGGAUGGGAGGCAUGCCGGCCUUCUUCAAAGGCGUUCAAGCGCGGGUCAUCUACCAGAUGCCCUCCACAGCCAUCAGCUGGUCCGUCUACGAGUUCUUCAAAUACAUCAUCACCAAGCGCCAGCAUGAGAGACGGCUGCGUGGAGAUCGUGACAGCGACAAGUGAACACCUGGCCGUAGCAUUGGGUAUCGACACACAGGUUUAUCACACCGUUAAGAUCAUGGUUAUCAGUAUUGGUUACAAAACAUCUAAAGGUUUGAAAAGCUCCAGAAUUUUUAGAUUCAUUGAGCAAAGUUUUAUUUUGUUUACUGAGAUCUAUUAAUUGCGGUCUGAUCUAGUUCAUAGCAGGUGAGGGAACGUACAACUGUUAGGCGACAGCUUGUCUUGAAUGCUUCAUUAUUAGAUGUGGGGUUGACAAAGUGUCCAUCAGUAAUCAGGGAAGAAAACGGCCUUGAAAUGGCUGAAAGGAAGUUCCAGCUCCCUAAAUUCUGAUGCUUUAACUCAUUUUCAUUUUAGUGUUUAACUUGACAGACCCCCUGGUUCUGAAAUUGGCUUUCAAAAAGCUUAUUAUUUAUGGAGCGUAACGCACACUAAAAGCAAUGUUGAAUUUUGCUGUUUGAACAAGGAAAUGCUCACUUCCCAUCAGCUACCUUCAGUACAGUUUGAUGCAAUAAGACAGCUUUGUUUUAGCUCCAAACUCAAGUACAUUGGAUCAAAACAACAAGACUGACUCUGGUAUUAAAGUGCUGACAUUGAGCUUUAAUUCGAGGGUGUUUACAUUGACUUACAAUGAGCUGUGUAGAAAUUGUAGCAUAUUUUUUAAACAUACCCCCCAAAAGGAUAAAAAGGGCUAGAAAUCCUAUGCUAAUGGGGGAAAGUCAGCACUUAAACCUCAUGCUUACAAUCCAGUGUGUUUGAAUACAGAGCCAAAACAAAUCCCUGAGCAUGUUCCUCAGAACUGCAUCAUAAACUGUGUUAAUGACCCUCUCUUAACAGCAAAUGUUGCUCUACUGGAAAGUAUUACCACAAUAUUACCUUCUGACCACAUGGGGGCGCACAGCUCAACCUCUACACAAUGGAGAAACAACUGGAGGUUACAGAAUCAGCAAGAUCAAAUUAGUUUUAUAAUGCUUGUGCUGGUGUACAGUAACGCUCCACUCAGAGGAACGAACAGAAACAUAUUAUAGACAGUUUAUUUUAAAUGAAACACGGAUUUACAUGAAAUUCAGAAUUAGUUUUGGAUUGAAGAUACUCAAGUAUUCGACACUUGAGUGGAGCAGAUGUAUGAGUGAGUGUAUGUGUGUGCAUGUGUGUGUGUUACAGUGACUGGAUGAGUGAAUAUGGGGUGGACUGGAUCAGUGUCAUAAAGCUCAGUGGUGACUGACCAGAUUUGAUCUCAAAAAAAGUCCUGUCACGGUAACUACUUUUAUUGGGUGAUAUCUUGUUCCUAAAUUAAUUGUGAUAAACCAUAUUUUUGUCCUUUUCAGACUGUUAAUGCCUCUGAUAUAAAAAGGCCUAAUAAUACAAGUAUACUUGUUGUUCUAAAGAAUAUUCAGACAUUGGAAAGUUUAAAAAAUAUUAAACAUAUUUUGAAAAGAUUCUCAAACUUUGUGAUUUUGGGCUACUCAUAUAAAGAAACAUCUAUAUAAAUCAUAGUUUCUUUAUACAAGUAGCCCAAAAUCACAAAGUUUGAGACUUAAUACAAAAUUUGACCAACAAAACCAAAACCAAGUGAUGCCUGUUGCGACUAACGAACACAGCAGUUACCUCCAGAAUCCAGCCAGUGUGCUGCAGUCAGCUCCCAGGGAUGGACACUGGGUGGUUUGCUGGUGGAUUUACAGAGUGGAGGAUGAAGUUGUAAGGGGUAAAAGUACGAAUGACAGACUUCAUGGCUCGUUGCUAGGGCUUGGCAAGCUGAUAACUAUCAGGACUGUGCCUCUUCCCCAGGAAAAGUGCAGCUGCUGGUUAUUAGUAAGCUAAACUGCGUCAUCUUUGAAGUGUUUUUAUUUUUCAGUCCCUUCAGGACUCGUAACAGUUGAUGCAAAUUCAGCAAAUCCCCAUGAAGGCUGCGUGGCCCUGCAAUGUUGUCCAAUCUCUGCAACUUAAACCGCAAAUGUGACUAUUUAAAAUGGGUAAAAUCUAAUUUCAUCAUAGGGCUGCAUGCAGUGUAUUGAUUCACUCAGCCCCUCUUCCUCCUUCAACAACAUGAGACUGCUGCUGCAGGACUGGAGCUCUGUGCCUGGGAGGACAGAGUCACACACAGUGACACGGCUAACUGUUAGCAUCACAUAACGUAACCCAGCGCUUAAUAGGUUUAACAACAGAGUCGAGCCGUUUCGGUGUUAGCAUUAGAUUAACGGCUUGGUGUCAGAUGUUAAACGCUGCUGCCAGGCUUCUGCCUUAGCAUCAAAAUAUUACGAGUUGGGAUGAGAUCACGCUGUGCUGUGUUAGCUCAUGCUCUCCAGGCAGAGAGCAGAAAGAAAGUGGCUCACGGAGACAGCUCUUCGGCACUGAGUCGAGCAGCUGAUCGGUGGUGAUCAGCUGUAAAUGCAAUUUUCACUUAUCCCUGUAUUUUCGUCACACAAAAAAAACACCUAUAAACACUGCAACAUGUAUCGCAGUGUUUUAGAAAAGCUGCUGUGAAAUCAGUCAUCUCAGGUUGCAACAAUCCCCAAAAAAACCUGCAACAUUCUGGAGGAACUGAUUUGUCUUCGGACUCACUCAAGUAGGUGACGGUGUAGAGAAGAAAAAAGGGCAAACUGCUGCAUCAUGUCUUUUAAUUGUUAGGAAAACCCUUCUGUUUAUUCUGGCAUCAUUUUGGAUCGAUAUCAUGGUCAGCAAACAAUCAUGGUCUUGUCCAUAUAUCACACAAUAACGUUAUUAUCGUGACAGGCUUAAUCUCGUCACAGCCUAACUGAGCUGUCCACUUUGUGUUGUCCUUCAAAGUAAGAUGCAGUCACAUAAAAUAAAAGUGGGUCAAAAUAAUAAUUUUGUCUGGUUAGCAUCAGACUACGGUAACAUUUCUCUAAAGGACAAUAUGAAACUAGUUAUUACAUUAACAGCUCCAUGUUGUCACUUUAGUAAUUUAGCACCAGGUGCUUUCAAAUCCACGCACAUCUACAGAUUGUCUCUGGGUGGAGCCAUUAGGGUGCUGCACACAUCACUGAUAGGCUUGUAGACUCAUGCUGGUACAUUUGAAAUUAGGUUUUUGUUGUAAAGCAACAUAUUCAUCACAUGGAUGUCCUCGGUUAACAAAAUAUUAACACUCCUACAAACUGGACAUUUUCAUUUCAUCCAGGAAAGAGUUUAUAAACUGAGGAUUUCGUGCCUAUGUGGUGUUUCUGAACAAGAAUCUUUUUCAACAGACUUAACAAAGGCCGCGUGAGUAUUUACCUUCGACAGUCACUUUUAUGUUUAGUUUUAUUUUAUGUUUUUUAAACGCACAGCAUCCUAGCGCUUAUAGCAACCUCUUUAUCACUCAUAGGAGCAAAUAAGUUAUUCAUUAAAACAAGUACACAGAAUAAAUUAACAUUACUUGUACACAUGCCUUCAGUUAGCCGCCAUACAUUCAACGCACAACUACUACAAACAGAUCCUCAGAUAGACAUGUAAUAUUGAAGCCAUAAAAGAGGGUUAAAUUGUACAUAUUAUAUAUAUGAAUAAAUAUGGACAAAUAUAGAUGAACCCAAACUCUAACCAGCUAAGUUUUGAAGCUAACCUGUAUGUUGAAUUAUACAAAAAUGAAGACUACGCUGUAAAAAAAAAAUCAGGUAUUUGAAGGCGGCCUAUGAAACCCUCCCCUGGAAGGUUGCACAUAAGGAAAACCUGGAUUAUUUCAAAUUCAGACAGACCAUAUGAGAGUGGAAAAAACUGAGUGGGUAAAGAGUAUUUAAAAAAUGAUCGUAGGAGUGUUGCUCAUGUGAAGCCAAGUUUCAAGAUUGGGAAACCAAAGACUGAGAGCAAUAGAGGGAGGAACAGGAGAGGAACUUGUGGUUUGUCAGAUGACGGCACUAAUGUGAAAUGCUUGAACACUGUUUGAGAGCAACACCUGUAUUUUGUGAAUUGUAAAUAAACUCGCUAAGGCAGCUCCUCGCAGAAGCAGGGUCUUCUCUUGGUGCUGGCUCUCAAAGCGCUGAGAGAACUGAA
Messenger RNA from Epinephelus lanceolatus (giant grouper), 5202 nucleotides. RefSeq names its product mitoferrin-2-like. The record is from RefSeq and is a predicted model, not a curated record. Gene Ontology annotation, cellular component: mitochondrial membrane. Gene Ontology annotation, molecular function: ferrous iron transmembrane transporter activity. Lineage: Eukaryota; Metazoa; Chordata; Actinopteri; Perciformes; Serranidae. Gene Ontology annotation, biological process: iron import into the mitochondrion.